AUUCGUCCUUUGCUCUCUCACUCAAAUCGCACUUCCACACCUUUCCAACCACACUCGACAUACCCACACCGUCGUCCACACUUCGCAAUGGCUGAGAUCACUCACCCCACGAUCAAGGAUGGCUGGUUCCGCGAGCAAUCCGACAUGUGGCCCGGCCAAGCCAUGACUCUCAAAGUCAACCAAGUCGUUCACCACGAAAAGUCGCAAUACCAAGACGUCCUGAUCUUCGAGUCCUCGGACCACGGCAUGGUCCUCGUUCUCGACAACGUGAUCCAAUGCACCGAGCGCGACGAGUUCGCCUACCAGGAGAUGAUCACCCACCUGGCCAUGUUCGCGCACCCGAACCCGAAGAAAGUGCUCGUGAUUGGAGGUGGUGAUGGAGGUGUGCUGCGCGAAGUGGUCAAGCACGAGAGCGUGGAAGAGGCCACACUGUGCGAUAUCGAUGAGGCGGUUAUCAGGUUGAGCAAGAAGUACCUCCCGGGCAUGAGCGUGGGAUUUCAGCACCCCAAUGUCAAGGUGCAUGUGGGUGAUGGAUUCAAGUUCUUGGAGGACUACAAGGAUACGUUCGAUGUGAUCAUUACGGACUCGUCGGAUCCCGAGGGUCCUGCAGAGAGUCUGUUCCAGAAGCCAUACUUUGAGUUGUUGCACGGAGCUUUGAGAGAAGGUGGCAUUAUCUCGACUCAAGCUGAGAACCCAUGGCUCCAUCUCAACAUGAUCACCGAGUUGAAGAAGUCGGUCAAGACCGUCUUUCCAGUCGCCGAGUACGGCUGGACCACGAUCCCGACCUACCCAUCCGGCCAGAUCGGAUUCAUGGUAUGCUCCAAGGACGGAAGCAGGAACGUCAAGAAGCCGCAGCGUACAUUGAGCGAUGAGGAAGAAGACAAGUUGUUCAAGUACUACAGCAGCAAGAUCCACGAGGCGGCGUUUGUGCUGCCCAAGUUUGUGGAGCAGAAGUUGCGUUGAGCUCUUGAUGGGUUGGGCCGGGAGGACGAUCAAUGGGAUUUCAAGAUGGAAAUUGGUAAACACUAUCAAAGCUGACAUAUCGGCGGGCCGUUCAAGGCAGAUAGAGUCACAAUUGGAGAAUGGACGGCGUCUCGAU
Molecule: messenger RNA, 1099 nt
Organism: Zymoseptoria tritici IPO323
Lineage: Eukaryota; Fungi; Ascomycota; Dothideomycetes; Mycosphaerellales; Mycosphaerellaceae
Exons: 3
Coding region: 88-963 (291 amino acids)
Biological process (GO): spermidine biosynthetic process
Cellular component (GO): cytosol
Molecular function (GO): spermidine synthase activity
Source: RefSeq, a predicted model, not a curated record